Messenger RNA from Gasterosteus aculeatus aculeatus (three-spined stickleback), 7441 nucleotides. It is a transcript of the gene col22a1, whose product is annotated as collagen, type XXII, alpha 1. Gene Ontology annotation, cellular component: extracellular matrix. The record is from RefSeq and is a predicted model, not a curated record. Lineage: Eukaryota; Metazoa; Chordata; Actinopteri; Perciformes; Gasterosteidae.
GCCACUUCAUCCCCCCCCACCGUUGAAACUCUACACUUUUCCCCUUUCACAGUUCCCUCCCACUAUGUCCAUCCCGUCCACACGGCUUGGGAAGCUCACCUCUCACAUCACUAGUCAACCACCCAGCACGCUGGACUCCCGCCCUGGAUUAAAUGACCAUCUCAUUUUGACUUGUGGCAGCUUGGAUUAUUGUCACCUGAUAGCGAUGCUGCCUGGGUGCUGAUCCAGGGUGUGAUCGCUGGAGGCAGAGUGAGAGAUCCAGAUAAAACAUCUUAAUGGUGGUAAUAAGCUAAAUGAGACAGAACCAAACAAAGGCGGAGAUGGAAUUACGACUGGGAUUUAGGAUCACGUUGGUCAUCUUGGCUUUGGCUCUAUCCGGCGAGAGGGUGGAAGCUCAGAGAGCAGGAUGUAAAAACGUCCACUACGACCUGGCGUUCAUCUUGGAUACCUCUUCCAGCGUUGGGAAAGACAAUUUUGAGAAAAUCAGGCAAUGGGUGGCCAACAUUGUGGACUCUUUUGACGUGGCACCAGAGAAGACAAGGGUAGCCGUGGUUCGCUACAGCGACAGACCCACCAUCGAGUUCACCCUGGGCAGACACGGGACCCUGGAGGAUGUGAAGCAAGCCGCCCGCAACAUACGCUACCUGGGGGGAAAUACGAUGACCGGGGAGGCCAUCAACUACACCACCGCCAACAUCUUCACCGAGCGGAGCGGGGCCAGGCCGACGGCCAGAGGCGUUCAGAGGGUGGCCAUCCUCCUCACGGACGGCCGGAGCCAGGACUACGUCCUGGAGUCCUCCAAGGCGGCCGCCAAGGCCGGCAUCAGGAUGUUCGCCGUGGGCAUCGGGGAGGCGCUGAAGGUGGAGCUGGAGGAGAUCGCGGCCGAGCCAAAGAGCGCCCACGUCUUCCACGUGACCGACUUCAACGCCAUCGACAAGAUCCGAGGCAGGCUGAGGAGGAGGCUGUGCGAGAAUGUCCUGUGUCCCAACAUGAAGGUCCAACCUGAUCGGUUUAAGCCCGACAGCAGCAGUUACGGCCUUGAAGAGGUUCCAGGGUUCAACCUGAUGGAGUACUUCAACGUGAGAGACGUUCUGGGAACUAAGGAGGACGAAGGGCAAAGUUCUUACGUUCGGCUCGGCACCAUGCCCAUUGUACAGCAAACAGAGGACGUGUUUCCUCAAGGGUUGCCAGAUGAAUAUGCCUUUGUGACGACAUUCAAAUUCAGGAAAACCUCAAGACGUGAAGAUUGGUACCUGUGGCAGGUUUAUGACAAAUAUGGAAUCCCACAGGUGUCCAUCCGCCUGGACGGGGAGAACAAGGCGGUGGAGUACAACGCCGUCGGCCUGACAAAAGACGCCGUCAGGGCCGUGUUCAAGAACCACGAGGUUGACAACCUGUUCGACCGCAACUGGCACAAGAUCGCCCUGAGUGUGGAGGCCAAGUCCGUGUCUCUGUACCUGGACUGCAAACACAUCCAGACUCUGCCCAUCGAAGACAGGGAGGACAUCGACAUCCAGGGGAAGACCGUGAUCGGGAAGAGGCUGUACGACAGUGUGCCAAUCGAUUUUGACCUCCAGAGGAUGAUGAUUUACUGUGAUUCCAAGCAGGCAGAGCUGGAGACCUGCUGUGAUUUACCCAACGGACCUUGCCCCAAGAAAGUCGUGACAGAGGCCCCCCCCGUGGAAAUCCCCGAUCCAACACCCACCAGUGUGGAGCAGAAAAAAGGCCCUGAAGUCAACUGUUCGUGCCCUGCUGGAGAUAAGGGAGCGAUCGGCGUGCCCGGUGUUGCAGGUCCUAAGGGUGCAAAGGGUGACGCCGGCUCUAAGGGCGCCAUCGGAGCUCCGGGAACCAGAGGAGAAAAGGGCGACACUGGCAAAGUAAUAUCUGUCAAAGGUGACAGAGGCGAGAAGGGUGACACAGGCAGAAUAGGGUUGACAGGUGCUCCCGGACAGAAAGGAGAGAAGGGGACGGGUGGUGAGCCGGGUAUCGAUGGCUUAUCCGGAGACAAGGGAGACAAAGGUGAAGGGGGACUGGCAGGGGAUCCAGGUCUACCGGGUCUAGCUGGACAAAAGGGAAUUCAAGGGGAUGAAGGAAUUCCCGGCACCCCAGGACCGAAAGGUGUCCCUGGCGAAUCCGGUGGAAAAGGCGAAAAAGGAAUUUCGGGAGACAGGGGUGGGGCAGGUUUCGACGGAUUACCUGGCAAACCCGGUGCUCCUGGGAAGGAUGGCUUGAGAGGACUGGUCGGCGCAUCCGGACCCAGCGGAGUCAAAGGCAUCAAGGGGGAGAGAGGCCUUCCCGGAUUACCUGGGGAUGUGUUUCAAAAAGAAGGCUUACGGGGUGAAAAGGGGGAUGCUGGACCUCCUGGGCCUCCAGGGCCCGGGGGCCCCGAGGGGCCUCAAGGUCCUCAGGGUCUACAGGGACUUCGUGGGGAACCUGGAGAGAGGGGAAAGAAAGGAGAUGCUGGAUUCCAUGGAGUGGACGGACUUCCUGGAUCCGCUGGUCCUCAGGGUCCACCUGGCCCUGCAGGAAGCAAAGGACACACUGGACCUCCUGGUCUGCCUGGUGAAAUUGGACGUUCAGGCAAAGAGGGAGAGGCCGGAAAGCCUGGUCUUCCUGGUAAAGACGGUCUGGACGGUCUUCCUGGAAACGACGGCACUAUGGGGCCCCGGGGGGAGCGCGGAGCGGAUGGUUUUGCCGGCAAGCCCGGACCUAAGGGUGACGAUGGGCCUCCCGGCCCGAGAGGACCUGCAGGGGAUCGAGGAGAGCCUGGUACCCCCGGGCAGACAGGCGGGGAUGGAGUUAGAGGGGACAGGGGUGUUCCGGGAGAAAGAGGACAGGAUGGACCACUCGGACCAAAAGGGGAAAAGGGAGACAAGGGGAACGAGGGAGCGAGGGGACUACCUGGCAUCCCAGGGAAUGUGGCAAAUGUGAUUCCUGAGCCUGGUGAACCUGGAAAACCUGGAGAGAAGGGAGCGAAGGGAGAUCAAGGGAACCCAGGAGAGAUGGGUCUGAGAGGUUUACCUGGCGAACAAGGCUUCAAGGGACCAGUUGGACCAGUGGGCGCAAAAGGUGACGCUGGACUAACGGGAGCGACGGGACGCGUUGGAGAUCCUGGUCCACCUGGACUAGCCGGUGCUCAAGGUGCUCGUGGAUUACCCGGCAGUGUGGGCAUACCAGGGAUCAUUGGGCCUCCUGGUCCAGUCGGACAGAGAGGAGACAAGGGUGAAACGGGUAAACCAGGACAAUCAGGUGUCCCGGGCCCACCUGGAGAUGGCGGUUUGACUGGACCUCCCGGACCACCAGGAAAGGGCAAAGACGGGCAAAACGGGGAUCCAGGACCACAGGGAAUUCAAGGACCCCCGGGGCUGAAGGGGCAAACCGGGCCCCGAGGAGAAGUGGGGCCACCCGGGGACAGGGGCCCCGCAGGGGAAGGCAGAGCGGGACCACCUGGGCCUUCAGGAAGUGACGGUGACGCUGGAACUCCGGGCCUCAGGGGCCUGCCGGGAGUCGCCGGUCCUCAGGGCCCAGCGGGACAUAAUGGUUUACCAGGAAGACCAGGAGACAAGGGAUCACCAGGAGAUCCUGGAAAAGCAGCAGACCUGUCGGAGCUGGAUCUGAAGGACGUCUGCUCAGACUGCCCCGCGGGCCCACCUGGACCACCAGGUCUCCCGGGAGUCCCAGGGGACAAAGGACACCAGGGACCUCCGGGGAAAAACGGUCAAGACGGCUACCAAGGGCCGCCAGGAACAGCCGGAGCUCAAGGGCCCCCUGGAGCCGACGGGGGAAAGGGUGUUAAAGGUGAUCGAGGACCUCCGGGAGGCCCCGGAGACAAAGGAGAAAAGGGUCACCCAGGACCCCCUGGUCAUCCGGGCACCCCUGGCUUAAUGGGCACACCCGGCAACGACGGACUGCCUGGACCCGUCGGCCCCUCGGGACCCACCGGAGAAAAGGGCAAAGAGGGGCUCAGUGGAAUCCAGGGGCCACCAGGUCUUCCCGGCUUGAUUGGUGAGCCUGGAAAAAUGGGAAAAGAUGGCAGACCAGGUGAACCAGGAGAGCCUGGCAAGCAAGGUGAGCCUGGACCACUAGGAAACCCGGGGCUCAGGGGACCCUCAGGCUUCAAGGGCCACAGAGGAGAGCCCGGGGCUCCAGGAGCUAAGGGAGAAGAUGGGAAGCCCGGAUCAUCGGGGCGUGAUGGCAAACCCGGGAAAGAGGGCUCGAUGGGACCUCCAGGCAGAGAAGGCCUCAGUGGACCAAGAGGAGAGCCGGGCAAGCCGGGGGAACCGGGGCCAUCGGGAAAAGCAGGUCUCGCUGGAACGCCAGGCCUUAGCGGAAACAAGGGAGAGGCCGGCAACCCGGGAUUACCAGGCUUCAGCGGGCCCAAAGGCCCCGCGGGUCCACCUGGUCCGAUUGGCCCAGAAGGCAAACAGGGGAUGCCAGGCAGAGUUGGUGAUCGUGGCUUCAAAGGAGAUAAGGGAGAUUCAGGCGUGAAGGGAGAUAAAGGACAAUCGGGAGACCCAGGCAUGCCUGGAAACCCCGGGCCCCCCGGCAGAAAGGGCCACACAGGGAUGAUGGGCAUGUCUGGACCUCCCGGAGAAUUAGGAGCCCCGGGGCCCCAAGGACCUUCGGGGAAUCCCGGUAUGCCAGGCCAAAGAGGCGAGUCGGUGUCACUGGAACAGAUGAGACGGCUCAUCCAGGAGGAGCUGGCCAAACAAUUAGAUGCCAAAAUGGCUUACCUCAUGGCUCAGAUCCAGCCGGCCCACGUUAAGAGUACGGCCGGCCGCCCAGGACCCCCGGGCCCUUCAGGGAAGGACGGCAAUGCUGGACGACCGGGCCCCCCUGGAGAGCCCGGUGUGCCUGGACAAAAUGGCGGGGAAGGAUCCAGGGGACCCAUGGGCCCUAAAGGCGACAGAGGAGCAAGAGGAGAAAGGGGGGAACCGGGUGUCGGCGAAAGAGGAGCGCAGGGACCCUCCGGCCCGAUAGGUCCAGCCGGUCUGCCCGGUUACGGUAAAGACGGGGGCCCCGGGCAAGCCGGAGCCCAGGGAGAGCCAGGAAACCCCGGCCCCCACGGUCAACCCGGACCUCCGGGUCCCACCGGCCAGUGUGACCCCAGCCAGUGUGCCUACUACGCCAGCCUGGCGCAGAGACCCCACACCAAAAAUGUCAAGGGGACCUAAGAGAGAAGGGACACAGAGCUUGAAGUCCAGCUGUAUUUAUGAACUUGGUCCGAAUCAAGAACUUUUUGUUUUGUUUUUAAGAUAACCUCAUCAUGGGGGGCAGAAGCAGCACCUGCUGCCGGCCAGGUCCUUUGUUUUGUUUGUAUUUGGUAUGUUUAAGGAAGGAUGGGGAUUCAGCGCGGGGUGAAAUGGGGGCAGCUAAUACAUUUUUCUUUUCCUCACAUGCUUUGUUUGCCGGUAAACAUCUUCAGCGCUUUUAUUUUUCCUGCCUCACAACCUGAGAAACUCUUCCCAGACCCCCGCGCUUCUGCGUCCAGCAUCAGACGUCAGUUACCGCUCACCAACUCGCUCUCUGGCUGCGGAUCGUCGGCCACAUCAUUACUCAGUGAUCGGUUUUAUUGUAACUGAUGGGAAGGAGGAGGGGAGGGACAUGCACAAUCUCAAAUACCAGCAGUGAUAUAGCGUAGCAGUGUUAAUGAGUGAGUGUGGACGGCAAUAAAAGGCCACUUCUUUGCACCAGCUCUCCACGCUGGUAGCAGUGGGCUUAUGUGGCCUUGUUUCAGAUAUUACUGGUGCCCCAAAACAGGCAUUGAAAUGUAAUUCCCCCCUAAAAACAAAUUGAAAUUGGAUUACUGAAGGCGGAAUAUUGCGGAAGAUUGUGGAGAGGGUUGCGGUCUUCGAUUCCCAAGUUCAGUUGUGUUUUGCACAAAGUGUCUACAGGACGUGUCAUUUGAAAUCUGUGCCAAACAUCAACAACAUGCCGAGUGCGCUUAUAUUUAGUUGUUCUAAAGAUAGCAGUGGAGACCGUUACAUUCGUACGCUUGUGUUUAAUGAAGUGGCCCUCGAGCAGUAAACGGCUUCGAGGAGGCUGUUUAAUUGCCGCCUUUGUUCGCCUCUCUUGAAAAGCUGCCUGUUUCUCACGGCUUUCUCUUAACGUGUCACUUCCUCUCUGUCCGCUCGGGCCUGUUAGGCAGCUGGGCCCCCCCCCCCCCCCCCCCCGCUGUGAAAGGACGUCGUCCUUUCUUGUUUGUCCCCCAGAGCCUAAAGUUGGAGAGUUGCUUCCCUGCAUCCUGUAGACCAGACUUCUGUGGUAACCAUUUGGAAGAUCUCCCAACCCCCCCCACCCCACCUCCCCACCUCCCCCUCACGGACCAAUUACACCUCUCCCGAGCCUCAGAGGUGCUGGUCAUCUUGAACCUAUUUAAUAACCUCCACAAAAGCGAUCACAUUUGUCUUCCCGUCACGAACAUGAAGCGAGUUGUCGCUUCGCACCACAGAAGAAGAGACGUGGAGGAGCAGCAUUCACCAAGAGAAUACAGACAUAUCCUCAAAUUGAGCUUGUAGAAACAGUACGACGCGAUCAAAAUUCAUCCCUUCAUGGAUCAGUGAUGCUCACAAUCUCCCGCUCAGGUUACCCAGCGGAAGGUCAUUCAUUCAAAAAAGUAAAGUGGCUGCGACAACUUAGUUUUGAACAUGUUGGUGAAGCAGACUGCCGUGUUUCGGCUGCUAUAGAGGCAAAAGUUCAAGGCUUUGUCAUUCUUUCAAAAAGUUGAAUUCAUUGAAGAUAUAAUACACCCCCGCUAAAUUCAUUGGUUGUGUUACUGCAGUUCAUGGGGGAGAAUGUUAAGAAAUGAUUAAAUUUAAAGGUGCAAUAUACGAGAUGAAGAACAUUCAUAUUGCAGCAGAGAACUAUUUUCUAUGUUGAGAUUCUAAUCUGAGAUUCUUUUUAAGCGAUUUCCCUGCUUCAAAAUAAAGUGUCCUGCGACGCUCACGCGCUGUUUCUUGGUGCUCGGUGAACCCGACAGGUCGCCUCCGCAUUCUGGCUCCUCUCGUCACGCCGGUCGGGAGCAGCUCGAGAUGCAAUGAGGCUUAGAAUGAAAUGUAUCCCUCAAUGGAUGAUACCUGGAAUAUACCUGCUCUUUAAAUGGUUUCAUACCAUUUAUCAUUCUAUCAUUCUAAAGAUAUCUGUUUGCUGCCUCACUGUCAUGAUUUAGGAUUGAACAAUUGAAUCAUAUCAGUAUUUUCCCUUUCUUGGUUUGUUACAGUCACCAAUAACCUGAUGAAGUUAUAAUGCUAAAUUAUUCACAAUUUGAACCAUUACAAAUUAGUUAUAACGCAUUGACUAAAAUAAGUUAUACCGUUUUCCCUCCUUUUUCUCCUCUUUACUCAUUGGUGCUAAGAUAUUUUAAAUUAGUAGCAUAUUGUACCUUUUAAGACAUGUACUGUACUGUAUAAUAAAGACGGGAAAGGUUUCAUUUUAUAAUAUA